Molecule: messenger RNA, 1736 nt
Organism: Lentinula edodes (shiitake mushroom)
Lineage: Eukaryota; Fungi; Basidiomycota; Agaricomycetes; Agaricales; Omphalotaceae
Exons: 2
Coding region: 4-1503 (499 amino acids)
Molecular function (GO): protein binding
Source: RefSeq, a predicted model, not a curated record
AGCAUGACAGCAGAUAUUCUCGGCAGCACACGACCAUCAAUACAUGACUGGGACAAAGACACUGAUAGCGCCAGUGAUAGCGAGGCGUCUUUUGUUGAAAGUGUUGCUCCAUCAGCGUUACCCAUCGCUUUCAUCAACCAGCUUCCGAAUGAACUACUUACGCUUAUAUUCUCCUUCGGAUCACAACUGCCUCAUUUUGAACUACGAUAUCCUCUGAGUCCGGUUCCUCCGAUUAGAUCACCUACCUUCGCGGAGACCAUGAUGAAAACUUGUCGGCGAUGGAGGCAGUUAGUCAAGCACACGCCCUCACUCUGGACGAAUCUGUCGAUUUCACGCUCUAGAAGUGACCUCGACCGUUUGCCGUCCGUGGCUGAUUUUCAGAAACCAAUGAGCAGUAUAACCUCUGCUCUACAGAGGUCCUCAAAUCUGCUUUUGGACAUCACGAUAGACUUCACGCAUAUUUCAAGUAAGACCACUAUCCGCCAACUGUCAAGUGAAAGCGAGAGAUGGCGCAGCCUAUCCAUUUUCGUUCAAACACAGAACCUGCCGGCAAUCUUGUCUCAUCUCAAGGAUAUACACGCUCCCGAACUUCAGACAUUGGAAAUUACUGCCCACAAAUUCCACGACGGUGACUUGCCCCACAUUUCCCCGCACGGUUUUUUCAAAUCGAGCCCGCGCCUCUCCACAGUAAGUCUCAAUCGAGUGGGUCUUCGUUGGAGUGCGAGUCCGUUACGAGGGCUUACAACGCUCGAACUCCGCUUCGUUAUCUGGCCAAACCAUACCGAUUUCCAGAACUUGUUCUCAAAUUCACCCGAGCUUCAAAAUCUCAAGCUCCAUUUUGACACACACGCGUUCGCCCGCCUGGACAGGGGUAGCGGUAACUCGAGCAUGAUGCGACCGCUGAUCAAGAUACCUUGUCUCCGUACCCUUGAACUUAGGUUCAUUUACCACGACUCUUCUUCAACACAUAACGUCAUCCACCUCUUACAAAUAUUUUCCUUGCCUGCCCUAGAAGAGCUCACUUUCAAGGAUUUUGGAACAGCGGAAUGGUGUCGAUCUCUGGUGUAUUUUCGCUGUUACGCGAAAUCUUACCCAAAACUUAGGCGCCUUAUCUUAGACCGGGUCAAAGAUAUCAUAUACGUGGAUUCGAGUCUUGUGAGAGCGUUUCCGCGCCUUACAAGUCUUCACCUUAAAGGGGUGUACUCUAGCGCCUUCUGUCAUUUGCUGUGCGGAGCAAGAACACAAGAUGUGGGUGCGCGCCGACUUCAGUCCUCGACCUCCUAUAAUGUUGAGGUGUGGCCUCAUCUGGAAGAGCUUGUCAUUGAACAGGAUCAGGAGGGAAAGAUUGAUUUAGUCGCCGAAGCCGUGCGUGCCAGGACUCAGAUGGGUAGACCGCUCAAGACUGUUCAGCUCGACCGCCAAUUUUUUGACAAGGCAGAGCAGGAGGGUCAGAGGGAUGUCAUUAAUUGGAUGAAGCAAACAACGAAGGUGAAAUACAUCUGAAAUCUGCAUCUCCUUCGGUGUCUUCGAAGUGCUUUCAACAUUAGACUUUCAUUGGGUUGAGUUUUUGCUAGGUUACGGUUCUCUUUCAUUACAUACUUACUGUUCAUAAUUUUUGCGGAUGACUCCAUGUGCUUGCCGUUCUUGCACCACCUUUUCACGACUUACUUUUACACGCAUGUUUCACAACAUUACUACACGUUGUAACGGUUUCUUCUCCAUCCAGUGUCCUCAUG